Messenger RNA from Necator americanus (New World hookworm), 237 nucleotides. RefSeq lists its product as uncharacterized. NCBI's taxonomy places the organism in Eukaryota, Metazoa, Nematoda, Chromadorea, Rhabditida, Ancylostomatidae. Gene Ontology annotation, molecular function: serine-type endopeptidase inhibitor activity. The transcript is spliced from 3 exons. The record is from RefSeq and is a predicted model, not a curated record. Bases 1 to 237 code for a protein of 78 amino acids.
AUGAAAUAUCUUGCGUUGUUCUUCCUUCUCAUUCUAGCAGUGGCAAUAGAAUCGAAAAGAAACAUAAGAUGUGAUCAGAAGCUGGACACUGGAAUAAAGUGCAGGAGAUUGACACCGCGGUACGCAUACAUGCCACGAUUGGAUAAAUGCAUUCAAUUCCAAUAUGGCGGAUGUGGAGGGAAUUCGAACAAUUUUGAAAGAAUGAGAGACUGUGAAGCAACUUGUGUGGGAAAAUAA